Messenger RNA from Impatiens glandulifera, 730 nucleotides. RefSeq lists its product as uncharacterized. NCBI's taxonomy places the organism in Eukaryota, Viridiplantae, Streptophyta, Magnoliopsida, Ericales, Balsaminaceae. The record is from RefSeq and is a predicted model, not a curated record. The transcript is spliced from 2 exons. Bases 86 to 580 code for a protein of 164 amino acids.
AGUGAAAAAGGAAAAAGAUUGAAUAUCAAAUCCAAAAGAGAAUCCAGAGAGAUCGAUCAUCUUCAAGUGAAAAAGCAGAGAAGAAAUGUCAAACAACAAUCCAAUUUUUCCAAUAUCAGAGUCUCAUCACUUCACCGAUUACACUUCCGAUGAUCAUCAGAUCCCUUAUUUUCAGGUAUUGGAAGAAGCUAGAAACUACAGACGAGAUAAUAAUAACGCCAGAUCCAUCAAUUUCAAACUGCAAAAGCCGAUCUCAAAGGACGAAUCGAAGAGGAAGAAGAAGCAGCAAAAGAGGAACAAAUGGUGGAAGAACGCGAUUAUGUAUUUCCGUAAUCGCUGGUCGCCACAAGGCAGCCGCCGUCCGGACGAGAACCGCCGCCGCGAUUACGUCGGAUCGAUAUCCGGUCCGGUUUACUUGACGGAGAGCCGAAGCGGUUCAAAUACUCCAUCUCGGAAUACUAGCCGGCCGUUGACGCCGGCGAGGAAGGGGGAGGUAGAGAUACCGUACUUCUCCCUCAGGGAACUUAACAUGGACCCUCAAUUUUACAAGACCACCUUGCCCAUUUACUCGGUUACAUAAACACUAUAACUAAAUUGUUAGAUUCUUUUAAAUUGCAUUUAAUGUUUUAAAAAACACUUUUUUAUCUUUUAUUUAUUUAACUCUUUAAUUUAUAUUAUUAUUAUUUUUUAAUGUAUCAUUUCAAAUAAUGGAAUGAAUUGAGAAAUAAUU